Messenger RNA from Schistosoma haematobium, 513 nucleotides. RefSeq lists its product as uncharacterized. Bases 1 to 513 code for a protein of 170 amino acids. Lineage: Eukaryota; Metazoa; Platyhelminthes; Trematoda; Strigeidida; Schistosomatidae. The record is from RefSeq and is a predicted model, not a curated record. The transcript is spliced from 4 exons.
AUGGAGUUUCAAGUGAACGGUACUGGGUUGGAGUCCCGGAGUGAACAUCAACUCAGGUGCAGAUACAAUCAUAAGACAGCUGGAUACUUUGCAGCAGUGGACUUGUCAGAAGUUAUACAAAAUUCACUUAUUGAUGAUGAUCAUUUGAAUGUAAUUAAUAAUAAAGAAAUGAAUCAAUCACUCAAUCAGCCUAAUUUGAAUGAUCGUUUAGUUCCCAUAAAUCUACUUGAUGAUUACGUAACAAGUAAUACCAUUUUACAUGGGCAACAAUCAACUUUAAAUGAGACAUUUUGUUGUGAAUAUAAAAAAUGUAACAGAAAUGAUAGAAUUUGGUGUAAUGUUCUAGUCGAUCAAAGGAAUCGGACAGAAUUCCCAAUUUUUCAAAUCUUAUUCCUGAGUGCACAGCAUUCAAAAGCCAUUGCAUCACUGGGCCAAUUAGUGGAAUUUGAUCAAACGAGAUACAUCUUCGAAAUGAAACAUUUCAUUUCCGAGUGUGUGCAACCGUUUUCGUAG